This is a messenger RNA of Corvus hawaiiensis (hawaiian crow), 895 nucleotides long. RefSeq lists its product as uncharacterized. NCBI's taxonomy places the organism in Eukaryota, Metazoa, Chordata, Aves, Passeriformes, Corvidae. The record is from RefSeq and is a predicted model, not a curated record. The transcript is spliced from 6 exons. Gene Ontology annotation, cellular component: cytoplasm. Bases 1 to 780 code for a protein of 259 amino acids.
AUGUGGAGCCUGACUAAAAGCCUUGUGGUGCUCCAGCGGGAUAGCGACAACGACGUGGUUAGGAUGACCGUCGUUCUCCUGACUUAUUUCUUCCUGGACAAGGAUGCCCCGAUACCGAGCCCCAUCGCCCUGCAGCUGGCUGAGGCCCUCCUGCCACUCUUUGACAACGAUGACAGCCAGGUGCAGCUGCUCUCCAUGUUUGUCUUCAGAACACUGAUGUCUUUUGUCAUAGAAAAAGAGCCCCUGAAAACACAAGUGUGCCAGAGCCUGCUCCCACUCUUCUUCCACUGCCACGAUGAGAACCAGCACGUGGCAGAGGCUUCUCGGGAAACGCUGCUUUGUGCGGUCCAGUUCCUGAAGAGGAGAGAUCUCGAAAAGCUGGUGAAGAAGGAGAAGCUGUGGAAGUUCGCCGAGUGCCUGCUGGCAGAGGACAGGAGCCAAGCGGCCGAGCACCUGCGCCUGGCCCUGCCGUACCUGGAGAACCCGCAGGAGCCCCUGCGAGAGGCGGCCGUCAGGUUCAUGGAGAUUGCCGGGCGGAGCAUGAGGGGGCAGCACAAAGAGCUCCAGCUCAUGUGCAAAGCCCUUGAACACCUGACAGAGGACAUCAGCCCUGCUGUCUCCAACCUGGCACUUCAAACAUUGUACGUUCUCCGGUCACUAGAGACGUCUCGAUACUCCAUAUUCCGGAGGCUGCAGGAUCAACUCCGCAGGGCAUGGAAGACACGGCCUCGGCUGUCGAGCCUUGGCCGGCUGUGUUUCUGGAGCUCUGCGGAGAGCUGAUCUGGGAGGCUCUGCCUGCUGGGGCCACCUGAGCCAGAGGGGAUUUUCUUUUCUUUAAGAAUUUUCUUUUCUUUUCUAUAUUCUGUAGAAUAUAAAUAUAGAAUGUGUUAUAAUA